Messenger RNA from Siniperca chuatsi (mandarin fish), 1688 nucleotides. RefSeq names its product WD repeat domain 54 (gene wdr54). Gene Ontology annotation, biological process: cilium assembly. The transcript has 10 exons. Lineage: Eukaryota; Metazoa; Chordata; Actinopteri; Centrarchiformes; Sinipercidae. The record is from RefSeq and is a predicted model, not a curated record. The coding region runs from base 285 to 1295 and encodes 336 amino acids. Gene Ontology annotation, cellular component: ciliary basal body; centriole. Gene Ontology annotation, molecular function: protein binding.
CUGUUGCUAACAUGAGCUAGAAAAGUGCUUCGUUCACGUUAACUUUAUAUGUAAUGAUCGAUCACGACAUCGCCAACGGAAGCUAAGCUAAUUUUUAUUUAAUCUGAAGCAAGAGUGUGUGCAAUUUGUCACACACGGUUACUUUAACCGUGUCCUCUUUUAUUUACGCUGCGUUAUUGCAGUUGGCUUCUCGCUAACAUACUUAGCUUGCUGCCAAAUAACGACUGACACCAGACCAUCCAUUGCCAUUUCAACAAACUGCACUGUUAAGAGAAGGCUGCCCGAUGUAUCACAAAGAAAAAAGCAUCCAGAUCAAAAACAGCGCGUCGGCGCUGUACAACAACCUCAGCGUGCUGCGCAUCGCCCCGCGGCGCCUCACCUACUUCACGGUGGUCCAUGCUAAUGUUGUCAACAUGGUCAGCGCCUCCUGGGACGGCCUCAACUAUUCCCACCGUCAGCUGCAGUCCAAGGAGCCCAAUGUCGCCACAAGCACAUCGCUCAUCAUGCAGGCUGCGUUUUGUGUUCUGCCCUCUCGUGAUCUGCUGGUGGUGACCUCUCAGAAAGGCAUCCAGAUGUAUGAAUCUGAUGGCUCCAUCAUGGUGUACUGGCAUGCACUGGAUACUCCGGAAACACCUACAGCUCAGGCCGUGUUUGCUCGAGGGAUAUCAGCAGUGUGUGAGAAUUAUAUAUGUGUGGGUGUUUCAUCUGGUUCAAUUCUAGUAUUUGAUGUUCCCAGUAAAGGCAGUAAUAUAACCCUGUCUGAGGUGCUGGAGGAGCAUAAGGAGUCCAUCACUGACAUGGCCUCGGAGUGCUCUGGCAGCCAGGAGUGCAUAGCUGAUCUGGUCACUGCAGAUGAUGGGGGAAACCUGUGUGUGUGGAAGUCUGGGGAGGAAUUUCAGCUGCUCCACAAGAUCCCUGGCUUUGAUAUGAGCUGCUCAUCUGUCAAGCUGUGGAAAGGUACAGUGGUGGCAGGUUAUGGCACAGGCCAGAUCCGUAUCUAUGAGGCAGUGACGGGAAUUCUGCAUGCUGAGGUAAACGCCCACGCUCGCUGGAUAUACUCACUGGACAUUGCUCCUUUUUCUGGACUGCUUCUGUCUGCUGCUGAGGACUCUCUAGUCAGGGUUUGGCACCUGACACUGACCCCAGAGACCAACAGUGUGGAGAUUGUCCAUUUGCACAAUGAGUGUGUGACGGACACACAAAUCUGUGGCGCCAAGUUCUGUGACGGUGAUGGUUAUGCCUUUGCAGUGACAGGCCAUGACCUGAGUGAGAUUAUUCGCUACACACAGUCGUAGGACUUUGCUUUCAGUGAGGCUAAGUGUAUGAAUGUGAAUUUGGUAUAUUGGAGUGUUUCUGGAAAGAUAUGAUGACCCAGAGUGAACAGAUUCAAAAGUGCCCAGGUAAGGGUCAGGUUGAGAUUCUGCAAGGACGGGGGUAUUUAACAUGAUCUUUUAUAGGAGAAGCAUUGUUUCAUGGCAUUUCUGCCUCUAUAUCUACAGAAGUUAGAAGGAGAUUAGCAUAUAGCAAAAUAAUGCAAAAGUAAUGUGUUAAAGUUUCUAUAAAUAUUCUAAAUGUAUGUGAAUGUAGCCUUAAAAGGGGAUAAAAUAUUCUAUUAUUCUUUCUGACAUAAUCGAAACAUAAUUAUUGUUUCAAACAACUGUACCAGUAAAAACAUUUUUAUAAAGAAA